UUGCCUCCCUGCGCCAGUGAGCCGUUCGCCUCGUCCAGGCCGCCUCCUGCUCCGGCCAUGGCUCCCGUCUCGUCGCUGCUCCUGCGCCAGCUGCUCCGCUGCAAGAACCUCUUCGUCCUGCUGGGCGCCCCCCUCGCCUUCCUGCCGCUCCCGCUGCUCGUGCCCACGCCGGAGGCCCAAUGUGGCUACAUAAUCAUUAUCAUGGCUGCUUAUUGGUGCACAGAGGUAAUCCCACUGGCAGUUACAGCGCUGCUGCCUGCUGUCUUGUUUCCAUUGUUCAGCAUCCUGGAAUCCAAACUGGUGUGUAUGCAGUACCUGAAGGACACAAACAUGCUUUUUGUCGGGGGCCUGGUCAUGGCUGUGGCAGUGGAACACUGGAACCUUCACAAACGGAUUGCGCUGAGGGUGCUGCUGACUGUUGGUGUGAAACCUGCUCUUUUGAUGUUCGGGUUCAUGGGGGUCACGGCUUUCCUGUCCAUGUGGAUCAGCAACACGGCCACCACUGCCAUGAUGGUUCCAAUUGUCCAGGCGGUCCUAGAUCAGAUGAACAGCUCUGAGCAGGAAGUGAUGUCCUCAGAGUCCACUUUUGGACAUGUCAACUCUAUCAGUGAACUGGAAAAUAAAGCCACUGCGGCAGUGUCACCCAUGCAAGUUGUAGGCAAUGGGCACCUUCCUGACCACACCAGAGAAGAAGAUGAGCGAGCAAAGAAACAGAUCAACAAGGGUAUGACGCUCUGUGUCUGCUAUGCUGCAAGCAUCGGUGGGACAGCAACUUUGACUGGGACAGGGCCAAAUCUGGUCCUGAAAGGACAGAUAAACCAAUUGUUCCCUGAAAACGGCGACGUUGUGAACUUUGCCUCUUGGUUUGGGUUUGCUUUCCCCAACAUGAUCCUGAUGUUGGUAUUGGCUUGGUUCUGGCUCCAGUUUUCCUUCAUGGGACUCAAUUUUAGGAAAACCUGGGGCUGUGGCACCCAAAGAACCGACAAAGAGAAGGCUGCCCUGAAUGUGCUGAGGGCUGAAUAUGACAAGCUAGGCCCCAUCUCCUUUGCAGAGUUCAACCUGCUCCUGCUGUUCACCUUGCUGGUCAUCCUCUGGUUUACAAGAGAUCCUGGCUUCGUCCCAGGUUGGGCCACCGUCGCCUUCAACAAAGACAAGGAGUAUGUGACAGAUGCCACAGUGGUUAUCUUUGUUGCCGUGCUGCUGUUUGUUGUUCCUUCUGCCAUGCCCAGAUGUGGUUUCAGCAGUCAAAGAAGCUGUGAUCUAGAAGAAGCAAAAGAAGCUUUGAAGGAGCCAUUUCUCCCUCCCCCAUUGCUGGAAUGGCAGGUGGUCCAGAAGAAGAUGCCCUGGAAUAUUGUGCUGCUGCUGGGGGGUGGCUUUGCCCUGGCUCACGGGAGUGAAGCUUCAGGGCUAUCCAAAUGGCUGGGCAACCAGAUGACCCCUCUCAACACGAUCCCUCCCUGGUCCAUUUCUAUCGUUCUGUGUCUCGUCAUUGCUGUCUUCACUGAGUGCACCAGCAACGUGGCCACAGCGACCCUCUUCUUGCCUGUUUUUGCAUCUUUGUCCCAGUCCAUUGAAGUCAACCCCCUCUACAUCAUGGUCCCUUGCACACUCAGCGCUUCCUUUGCCUUCAUGCUUCCCGUGGCCACGCCUCCAAAUGCCAUUGCCUUUUCAUACGGCCACCUCCGGGUCUCAGACAUGGCAAAAGCUGGAAUUGUGAUGAACAUUAUUGGAGUCAUUUGUGUAACUCUGGCCAUUAACACCUGGGGCCGUGCCAUGUUCCACCUGGACACGUUUCCAUCCUGGGCAAACGCCACUCUGGGGUAAUGAAAGGCCAAGGCCUGGAUUUGACUUCAGGCAGUUGGGUCUUCUUGCCCCAUUGCCUUAUUGCCCUGAGCCUUUCCUGUAGCCCUUAGUCUACUCUUUGGGGUGGUGCUGCUUGCAGACGGACCUCUGAGGAAACAUGUUGGCAUCUCCUGGGACCAGAAGUAGUCCAGCCAUGUUUUCAAACCAAUCAGGAAAAGAAUACGGGUUAUUUGGGGGGAAAAAAUGAAGAACAGUGGAGAAAGAAACAACUGUGUUCAAAAAUAGAGGAUAAUGGUAACCGACGUGUGACAGAACUCAAACUCAUUAAGACAACGUCCGCAGGAUUCUGGAGCUGAUUAACUUCUUCUCCGGCUCAGCACGUUAACCAUUGCACAACGGGUUCUUCAUUCUAUGAUCAGGUGGAGUGCAAUUGGACAACCUACUGAGAAAGACUGUUCUACAAAUGCAAGGAACAAACACUUGGCAAGAGAAUAUCUGGUUUCCUUUUGCGUUAGAUGUGCAUAGUGAACCGGGGUUCCAAGAGGAGCCCUUUGUGUAGGAAGUAACAGCUAUUCAAAGACUGUAAGAAUGGGGAAGCCAAGACUUGGGAUUACUCACUGGGGAAACACCCUAGAACACGGAAGUCAGAUUUCAGGAAAGAUGCAAAUAAAACCUUUACAGGUGGCCUGCAGCCAGAAAUCUUAGACAAAGGGUACCUGGAUGGCCAUCUUAAUGCAGAACAGAUGCUGAGAAAGGCACAACAUUGGAGCACUUUAGCCUCUGUGCCCUGUCUUCCAGAACAUCUGGUUGGCCAUUGUGGGAAACAGGAUGCUGGAUUAGAUGGACCAUUGGUUUGUUCCAGCAAAGGUUCUUCUAAGAGGUUUAGGUUUUAGGUUUGGCACCUAAAAACUAGUCUCCUAUUAUGUUUGAAGGUAUUCGUCUUAAGCUAUGAAUGCCAUCAACAUUAAUUUUACAAAAUGCGUCUUUGCAGUCAUUGGCUAGAACAUUUGAAGGCAGUAGUAGGUGUAUUGCUUCAAUAAGCAAAUGAAGGAAUAGAGGGAGCUAGACAUUUGUGGAAGGGGCUGGGAUUACCCCUGAGAGUGACAGGCCUUGGUGGGGUUGGGCGGGGCUCCUGAGGUUGAGUUUCUGGGCAUUAAACCGUCAUGCUUUCAAGGUUUCCUUCUCCAAGAUCACAACAAGGGAAUAUAUAUAUAUAUGUAUCCUUUUGUAUGUACUAUGGGAAAACCAGUGUGAUCAAGUUGUUACAUGUUGGACUCUGGAGAUCUGAGUUCAAAUGCUUACUUUACCAUAAAUCUCCUGGGUGACCUCAGGCCAGUCAGUCUCUCUCAGCCUAACCUACCUCACAGGGUUGUUGUGAGGAUAAUAUGGAGGAAAGGAAAGCUAUAAACCCUGCCCUGAGAUCUGCACAGGAAGGGUGGAAUAAAAAUGUGAUCAGCGGGU
Molecule: messenger RNA, 3264 nt
Organism: Heteronotia binoei (common prickly gecko)
Lineage: Eukaryota; Metazoa; Chordata; Lepidosauria; Squamata; Gekkonidae
Gene: SLC13A5
Product: solute carrier family 13 member 5
Exons: 12
Coding region: 58-1824 (588 amino acids)
Biological process (GO): monoatomic anion transmembrane transport; citrate transport
Cellular component (GO): membrane
Molecular function (GO): citrate transmembrane transporter activity; succinate transmembrane transporter activity; sodium:dicarboxylate symporter activity
Source: RefSeq, a predicted model, not a curated record